GGCAGAGCCCCAAGUCUCUUACUUCAGGCACGGGGCUGGAGACGCGUGAUCCCAGGCCGCCUGCGACGUUCUGCGACUCCAGUCAGACACCAUGGCGGACAGCCGGGAUCCAGCCAGCGACCAGAUGAAGCUCUGGAAGGAGCAGCGGGCCGCGCAGAAACCUGAUGUCUUGACCACCGGGGGCGGCAAUCCAGUAGGAGACAAACUCAAUGUUAUGACAGCAGGGCCCCGCGGGCCCCUCCUGGUUCAGGAUGUGGUUUUCACUGAUGAAAUGGCUCACUUCGACCGGGAGAGAAUUCCUGAGAGAGUUGUGCACGCUAAAGGAGCAGGGGCUUUUGGCUACUUUGAGGUCACACAUGACAUUACUAGAUACUCGAAGGCGAAGGUGUUUGAGCACAUUGGAAAGAGGACGCCCAUUGCCGUUCGCUUCUCCACUGUUGCUGGAGAAUCAGGCUCACCUGACACUGUUCGUGACCCUCGUGGGUUUGCAGUGAAAUUUUACACGGAGGAUGGUAACUGGGAUCUUACUGGAAAUAACACCCCCAUUUUCUUCAUCAGGGAUGCCAUGUUGUUUCCAUCCUUUAUCCACAGCCAAAAGAGGAACCCUCAAACGCACCUAAAGGAUCCAGAUAUGGUCUGGGACUUCUGGAGCCUGCGCCCUGAGUCUCUGCAUCAGGUUUCCUUCCUGUUCAGUGACCGAGGGAUUCCAGACGGUCACAGACACAUGAACGGAUACGGAUCGACUGACCAGGGCAUCAAAAACCUUCCUGUUGAAGAAGCAGCAAGACUUGCCCAGGAAGAUCCCGACUACGGCAUCCGGGAUCUUUUUAAUGCCAUUGCCACAGGCAACUAUCCCUCCUGGACCUUUUACAUCCAGGUCAUGACAUUUAAUGAGGCAGAAAAUUUUCCAUUUAAUCCAUUUGAUCUUACCAAGAUUUGGCCUCACGGGGACUAUCCUCUUAUCCCAGUUGGUAAACUGGUCUUAAACCGGAAUCCAGUUAAUUACUUUGCUGAAGUUGAACAGUUGGCCUUUGACCCAAGCAACAUGCCACCCGGCAUUGAACCUAGCCCUGACAAAAUGCUUCAGGGCCGCCUGUUUGCCUAUCCUGACACUCACCGCCACCGCCUGGGAGCCAACUAUCUUCAGAUACCUGUGAACUGUCCCUACCGUGCGCGAGUGGCCAACUACCAGCGUGACGGCCCCAUGUGCAUGCUGGACAAUCAGGGUGGGGCUCCAAAUUACUACCCCAACAGCUUUAGUGCCCCGGAACAGCAGCGCUCUGCCCUGGAACACAGCACCCGCUAUUCUGGGGACGUGCAGCGCUACAACAGUUCCAACGAGGAUAAUGUCACUCAGGUGCGGGAUUUCUAUUUGAAAGUACUGAACGAGGAGCAGAGGAAACGCCUGUGUGAGAACAUUGCCGGCCACCUGAAAGACGCGCAGCUCUUCAUCCAGAAGAAAGCGGUCAAGAACUUCAGCGACGUCCACCCAGAGUACGGGGCCCGCAUCCAGGCUCUUCUGGACAAAUACAACGAUGAGAAGCCGAAGAACGCGAUUCACACCUUUACGCAGGCUGGGUCUCACUUGUCUGCAAAAGAGAAGGCUAACCUGUGAGGGUCAGGGGCCCUGAUCCUACACCACGUUGCCGUCCGCCUAUGAAGCCAAGCAUGGUAUUCACACACAUACCCCUCAUCGCUGGAUGGGAGAUUCUCCUGUGCUCGCCAUGCAAAAUCAAGCUUAUGUCUGUCUAAUGAUAAUCCAGAUUUCUAUAGCAAAUAAUGUAAUAAUGGCUUUUAAUGCUGUUUUCCUAGGGAUAAAUGAAGGUUAAGGCUUAAUAAUUAUUUAAAGGAAACAUGUAUUUGCCUUUGACAGUUGAUUAUUCACUUAAAAUGACUAAGAAUGAAGUUUCUAGCAGAAAUAUGGUUUUAUUUGAUAAGAAGAAAAUCUUGAUGAAAUUAAUGUUUACAUAUCAUCUCCUGGCCUAUUAUAUUAAAAUAUGGCUAUAAUGAUAUAAGAAGAGAAGAUAAAAAUCUAAUCAGGAAUUUUAGCUUUUCUAAGUUCCUUAUAGGAAAAACAUAUUGAGUGCAUUGGUGUUUUUUGAAAAUAAUUUCAGUACCAUCAUGGCAUAAGGUUUAUUCCUGCUUGGAACUGAUGCGAUAUUUUAAAACUUGGAAUUGCACUUAUGCUAAUGCAGCAUUGGUUUUGCAACAAACUGAUUUGUACUUGCUUAUAUUUUUACAAUAAAAUGAUCUAUACAUAAAA
Messenger RNA from Vicugna pacos (alpaca), 2263 nucleotides. NCBI's taxonomy places the organism in Eukaryota, Metazoa, Chordata, Mammalia, Artiodactyla, Camelidae. The record is from RefSeq and is a predicted model, not a curated record.